AUGUGUCAGACCCUCGGCUGGUUAUCACGAGUUCAUUUUUCUUGGGGACAUAACGAAGAAGCUCUGGAGAACGCUGAAGAGGCCCUUAAGAUGGCAGAGCUUGUUGGAGAUGGGUAUCUACUGGCAAACCUUCUGCAAUAUGCUGCUCGCCCCGCCCAAUUACUGAAUCAAAUUGAGGAUGCAUUGAAAUACUUCGAACGAUCCCUCCUCAUUUACGAACGUCAGAACAUUCCUCUCGGGGUCGCCCAGGUACUUGAGGGCUUUGGCUACCUGUAUCUCCAGCAACGCAACUUCCGAGCAGCCCAAACUGCAUACAAUGCUGCAAUGCAAGCAUAUGUGCGCCUACGACCGUUGCCCAAUGCACAACCUCUGCCCCAUGUCCAACACGGGGAAGUCCGAUGCUCUUCUAAUCUGGAAAAACUCAAAGAGAAAGGCCAAGGAAAUGACACUGGUUUUGUCAUUCCUGAAUUCUACCUCACCAUGGCACAAAUAGAACAAAUCGAAUAUCUGUAA
Cyclocybe aegerita is the source of this 513-nucleotide messenger RNA. The record is from the annotation of a GenBank genome assembly. Lineage: Eukaryota; Fungi; Basidiomycota; Agaricomycetes; Agaricales; Hemipholiotaceae.